This is a messenger RNA of Lytechinus variegatus (green sea urchin), 1982 nucleotides long. RefSeq names its product dimethylaniline monooxygenase [N-oxide-forming] 2-like. Gene Ontology annotation, molecular function: NADP binding; N,N-dimethylaniline monooxygenase activity; flavin adenine dinucleotide binding. The transcript has 9 exons. Lineage: Eukaryota; Metazoa; Echinodermata; Echinoidea; Temnopleuroida; Toxopneustidae. Bases 178 to 1785 code for a protein of 535 amino acids. The record is from RefSeq and is a predicted model, not a curated record.
UUUUCCCAGAUGCUGUAGCAAAAUGUAAAAAAAAUUAACUACCUUACACCGAGAAUAGUUACCACGCUCUUCAAGCUUCAAUUUCAGAACUGAUCUUUUGUGAGAGUUCUUCAUACAUUUUCGGAAUCAACACCACGGCAAGACUUUCGAUAAAUAGACUAACAAGUUUGGCAAAUCAUGGGACCAGCAAAGAGGGUAGCCGUGGUGGGUGCUGGGGUAAGCGGUCUGGUUUCGGUUAAAGCAUGCCUUGAAGAGGGACUCGAACCCGUGUGCUAUGAACGGAACGAUGAGAUAGGUGGAAUAUGGGUCUAUCGCGAUACAAAUCCAAACGGGCAGACCGAUGCGGCCAUCUACGAAGGUUUGGUCACCAACUCAAGCAAAGAGAUGAUGUGCUUCAGUGAUUUCCCGUUCCCUCGGGACUGGGCACCCUACAUCCAAGGUCGACAACUCAACGAAUAUUACCACGCCUAUGCUGAAAAAUUUGAUCUCAACAGACAUAUACAUCUUAAUACCGAGGUUCUGUGUGUCGAGAAGACAAAGGAUCACGAAACGACGGGCCAGUGGUCUGUGUUGGUCCGGAACCAGGACGGGACAGAGAGCGAGUCUGUCUUCGAUGCUGUCAUGGUGUGCACGAGUAUCUUCAACAAGCCAUUCGUUCCGUCAUACCCUGGAAUGGACGUCUUCAAAGGAGAGAUCUGCCACAGUCAACAGUUCCGUAAAGGAGAAAACUUCAAAGACAAGACAGUUCUUGCUGUUGGUGGUUCCCAUUCAGCAGGAGACAUGGCUGUCAAUUCUAGUCGAUUCGCAAAACAGGUAUACCUCAGCACACGUACAGGUACCUGGUUGGUGAACCGGAUGCAGUCUGAUGGUAUGCCUCGUGAUAUGACCAUCCACCGUCGCUACAUGACCCAUGUUCCCGUGAGCUGGAAGUUGAAGAGAUUCGAACAGGAGAGUAUUACAAGGGUGGACCCAUCGCUCAUUGGUAUCAAGAGUUCCAAGCGAUAUGGUACCACGACGGUCAUGAUCAACGAUGAUCUAGGCACGAUGGUCCUCAAUGGCAAAGUUAAGACGAAGCCUGGAAUAGAUCACUUUACUGAGAAAGGGGUUGUGUUCAAAGAUGGCUCAACCAUUGAAAAUCUUGAUGCUGUCGUCUUUGCAACUGGAUUCCAAAUAUGCAAUCCGUUCAUCAGUUCUGACAUCAUACCAGAUCGUCUAGAGGAUAUGGAAAUGUUCCACUUUGUUUGGCCAGCAAAAGAGAAACAGCACACUUUGGCAGCUAUUGGGUACAUCAUGAUCAUUGGACCACAUGCCCCGGCUCUGGAGCUACAGGCUCGAUGGGCAGUCCAGGUCUUCCAGAAGAAAGUAGGACUACCCCCACAGGAGAUCAUGAUGAAGGAAAUCAAUGGCCGUAAGAUGGGAACCUUCAAGAGAUUUGGCAAACAUAAGAUACAGACUCUUCCACUGCCAUACCAAGACAUCAUAGCAGGUUUCAUCGGAGCUCGACCCAACUUCAAAUCCUUGAUCUUCAGUGAUCCUUGGCUCGCUUAUCAACUCUUCUUCGGACCGGCCUACCCUGCAGGAUAUCGCCUGUUUGGACCGCAUACUUGGCCGAAAGCUCGGGAACACAUCGAACGUGGUGUCGACAAUGUCAUAUUCCCAACCAGGACACGCAUCGUUGAAACGGCGCACAAUGCGAGGAGCAUCUUCCGCCUGACAGUGAACGGUUUUCUCAAGACAGCAUUUAUGGCUGUUCUGGCCAUAUUUAUUCUUUCUGUUCUAACCUAAUAUGGACAUGUAAUGUAAAUAUAUUAAUAUAUGCAUUCUGUAAAAUAAAAGACAGAUACAUAGUAGUAAUAAAAAUAGUGGGUUCUUAUUCCUUGCUCACAUCUGUCAGAUAUGAUACUCCUGGGGUCUGUUGCAGAAAGAGUUGCGUUAAAACACAAGUAAAAAAUCAAUCGCAAGUCCAAAAUGUGCUCUGUUGA